Messenger RNA from Pochonia chlamydosporia 170, 420 nucleotides. RefSeq names its product ethD domain-containing protein. The transcript is spliced from 2 exons. Lineage: Eukaryota; Fungi; Ascomycota; Sordariomycetes; Hypocreales; Clavicipitaceae. The record is from RefSeq and is a predicted model, not a curated record. Bases 1 to 420 code for a protein of 139 amino acids. Gene Ontology annotation, molecular function: oxidoreductase activity.
AUGACUUCCACCAGCCAGCCACAGCAGCUCUAUGCCAUCACUAUUUUCGGAUACAAGAAGGAAGGGAUGGAUGAGAAGGAGUAUCACAACUAUGUUAGCAAAAACCAUGCCGGCCAUCUCAAGGCUUUGCUUGCGAAGAAUGACAUUGUUUCCUACACUAUGCAACACAACAGUUCACAGGCACGGGCGUUGCUGGGGACCAUUCACCCCGGUCUUCCCACCGCGAAGGAGGCAGACUGUGACAUGGUCGUUCAGAUUGUCUUCAAGGAUAUCGAGCACUAUCUUGGGGUGCGCCAGGAUCCGCACUGGGUGAAUGUGGUGAAUCCGGAUCACGUAAACUUCGCUGAUGGCAAGAGGACAAAGUUUGUGACAGGCUGGUAUGAGGUCCACGUCGCAGACGGUCAUGUAGUCUCCCAAUAG